Messenger RNA from Schizophyllum commune H4-8, 1746 nucleotides. Its product is annotated as fumarate hydratase. Gene Ontology annotation, biological process: malate metabolic process; fumarate metabolic process; tricarboxylic acid cycle. The record is from RefSeq and is a predicted model, not a curated record. The transcript has 12 exons. Gene Ontology annotation, cellular component: mitochondrion; tricarboxylic acid cycle heteromeric enzyme complex. Bases 50 to 1546 code for a protein of 498 amino acids. Gene Ontology annotation, molecular function: fumarate hydratase activity. Lineage: Eukaryota; Fungi; Basidiomycota; Agaricomycetes; Agaricales; Schizophyllaceae.
CUUGUCUCUUGCCACCGUCGCCAACCUACGCCUCGAGUUCCACCACAAAAUGUCCACCCUCCACCUCUCCCGCAGAAUCCUAUGCCGCGCACCUAUAAGGCGGGCCGUGCCCAGCCAGCGCCUAUUUUCGACUACUUUCAUGGCUGCUCAACAACACCGCAUUGAAAGGGAUACGUUCGGCGAGCUCCAGGUACCCUCGGACCGGUACUGGGGCGCGCAGACCCAGCGCUCUUUGCAGAACUUUGACAUUGGUGGUCCCACCGAGCGCCUCCCACCGCCCCUCAUCAAGGCCUUUGGUGUCCUGAAGAAGGCGGCGGCGACUGUGAACAUGACCUAUGGCAUGGACCCCAAGCUCGGGAAGGCCAUCCAGCAGGCGGCGGAUGAUGUCAUCUCGGGGAAGCUGAUCGACCACUUCCCCCUCGUCGUGUUCCAGACUGGUAGCGGUACGCAGUCGAACAUGAACGCGAAUGAGGUCAUCUCGAACCGCGCCAUCGAGAUCCUCGGUGGCGAGCUUGGAUCCAAGAAGCCCGUCCACCCUAAUGACCAUGUCAACAUGAGCCAGAGCAGCAACGACACCUUCCCCACCGUCAUGCACAUCGCUGCCGUCACCGAGAUCACCAACAACCUCCUCCCCGCCCUGACUGAGCUGCGCGACGCGCUCGACCAGAAGGCCAAUGCCUUCGAGAAGAUCAUCAAGAUCGGCCGCACACACUUGCAGGACGCGACGCCCUUGACGCUCGGGCAGGAGUUCAGCGGCUACGUGCAGCAGCUCACCUUCGGGAUUGAGCGUAUCAAGGGCACGCUGCCGCGCUUGAGCUUGUUGGCGCAGGGUGGUACUGCUGUUGGGACGGGGUUGAACACGAAGAGGGGCUUUGAUGCUUUGGUCGCUGCGGAGGUGUCGAAGUUGACGGGGAUUGAGUUCAAGACGGCGCCGAACAAGUUUGAAGCCCUUGCCGCUCAUGAUGCACUCGUUGAGGCGCACGGCGCAUUGAACACGGUCGCUGUCUCGUUGAUGAAGAUCGCCAACGACAUCCGUUUCCUGGGCUCUGGCCCUCGUUGUGGUCUCGGCGAGCUUGCCCUGCCGGAGAACGAGCCGGGUAGCUCUAUCAUGCCUGGCAAGGUUAACCCGACCCAGUGCGAGGCGUUGACGAUGGUCGCUGCCCAGGUCAUGGGUAACAACACGACCGUCAGCAUUGCAGGCUCGAACGGUCACUUUGAGUUGAACGUCUUCAAGCCAGUCAUCAUCAAGAACGUUUUGCAGAGCAUCCGCUUGCUGGCAGAUGGUUCGCGCUCGUUCACCAAGAACUGCGUGGUCGGUAUUCAGGCAAACGAGAAGCGCAUUAGCUCGCUCUUGCAUGAAUCCCUGAUGUUGGCUACGAUUCUCAACAGCCAUCUCGGCUACGACAACGUUGCCAAGUGUGCGAAGAAGGCCCACAAGGAGCACACCACUCUCAAGGAGGCCACCGUUGCGCUGGGCUUCCUCACCCCGGAGGAGUUCGACGAGAAGGUCCGCCCUGAGCUGAUGCUGUACCCCGACGAGCCCUAGAUGGCGUGCCGAGUACGGUGGUGGUAGCGCGGUGACGCGAAGCAGUUUACAUUCCGGCUGUGCGGCGAGCUGCCAACAGAAACGCCGGUGUGAGAAGCAGGAUCUCUACCGUGCGCCUGUUCGUGCAUGUCUUCGGUCUCUGGGAGGAGUGGUGGUCCGUUUUGUACCAUAAUUGCCCAAUUUUACGCAGUUUGGCCAUC